AAGCCGCAGAAGAAACUUUGACCACUUCAGUUGUUAGCCUAGCAGUGGAGACACAGAUCUCCUUUAUUGUUUACAAGUCCCGCGUUUGUCUGACUAGCCCUUUUUAAAAGAUGUGGUUUAUUUAUUUACUCAGCUGGUUGUCGCUGGUGGUGCAGAUAUGUUUCGUUACUCUCGCUAUCGCUGCAGGCCUGUAUUAUCUGGCAGAGUUAAUAGAGGAGUACACAGUCUCCACCAGCCGCAUUAUAAAAUACAUGAUUAUGUUCUCCACAGCGGUGCUGGUGGGACUCUAUCUGUUCGAGGGCUUCCCCACGCUCAUGAUCGGAGUGGGUCUCUUCACCAACCUGGUUUACUUCGGUCUGCUGCAGACGUUUCCUUACAUCAUGCUGACCUCACCGAACUUCAUCCUGUCAUGUGCACUGGUUGUGUUAAACCACUAUAUGGCCUUCCAGUAUUUUGCUGCAGAGUACUAUCCUUUCUCUGAGGUUCUAGCGUACUUCACUAUAUGUCUGUGGGUGAUUCCGUUCUCGUUCUUCGUUUCGCUCUCUGCUGGGGAGAAUGUUCUUCCAUCCACUGUGCAGCAGGGAGAUGAUGUGGUGUCAAAUUACUUCACUAAAGGCAAGCGGGGCAAGCGCUCGGGCAUCCUGCUCAUCUUCUCCUUCCUGAAGGAGGCCGUUUUACCGAGCCGACAGAAGAUGUACUGAUGCAGCGGUUCAGAUGCGCCUCAAACGGAGGGGUUUGGGAGGGUUUGUUCAAGCCACCGGCCUCUUUCAGUGGACAGUGUGUUUUUUGUGGGAGGAACGAUAAUAAUGAGAGGGAGAGGACCAGAUCAGAACAAACACACACACACACACAAACUAAACCCUCGAAUGAACUCACCGUCUGUUGAUUCGUGUUCAGAGU
Molecule: messenger RNA, 900 nt
Organism: Carassius auratus (goldfish)
Lineage: Eukaryota; Metazoa; Chordata; Actinopteri; Cypriniformes; Cyprinidae
Product: protein TEX261
Exons: 6
Coding region: 111-701 (196 amino acids)
Biological process (GO): endoplasmic reticulum to Golgi vesicle-mediated transport
Cellular component (GO): endoplasmic reticulum membrane; Golgi membrane; COPII-coated ER to Golgi transport vesicle
Molecular function (GO): COPII receptor activity
Source: RefSeq, a predicted model, not a curated record